Aspergillus costaricaensis CBS 115574 is the source of this 279-nucleotide messenger RNA. Its product is annotated as cytochrome c oxidase subunit VIb. The coding region runs from base 1 to 279 and encodes 92 amino acids. Gene Ontology annotation, cellular component: respiratory chain complex IV; mitochondrion. NCBI's taxonomy places the organism in Eukaryota, Fungi, Ascomycota, Eurotiomycetes, Eurotiales, Aspergillaceae. The record is from RefSeq and is a predicted model, not a curated record. The transcript has 5 exons.
AUGGGUGCCAUUCCUGAAGUUGACCCCGAUGAGCCCGUCGAGACCAAGCCCUUCAAGUUCGUGACUGGCUAUGACGCUCGUUUCCCCCAGCAGAACCAGACCAAGCACUGCUGGCAGAACUACGUCGACUACCACAAGUGUGUCACCGCCAAGGGCGAGGACUUCCGCCCAUGCCGCCAGUUCUACCACGCCUUCCGCUCUCUCUGCCCCAAGGCCUGGACUGACAGAUGGGACGGCCAGCGCGAGGCUGGUAACUUCCCCGCUCGUCUCGACCGGUAG